AUGGGAUUAGUACUUUUGGAUUCAGGCAGCGAAACUACCCUUGUAAGAACUGGGUUUGCAAAGCAACUGGGGAUAUCAGGUCCUAGGCAAAACCUAACCGUUGACACAGUAGGGGGGGUUAGUACCACGGUCAAGUCAGAGCGCGUGCAUCUACCAUUUGCAUCAUCUGCGGUUAAAGGAACUGUGAGCGCGUGGACAAUAAAAAGCAUCUGUGCUCCUGUCAGUGCUAUUGAUUGGUCAGAGGUCAAGCGACGCUAUGCGCAUUUGUGUGAUGUCCCAGUAGAGAACACGGGCAACGGGACGGUUGAUGUUUUGUUAGGCCUCGACACAGCAGCCUUAAUGGCCCCAUUGGAAGUCAGGAGGGGUGGGGUCACAGAACCGUAUGCUGAGAAGACACCGCUGGGGUGGGUUAUCGCGGGCCCAGUCUCAGACUCCGAGGGUGGGGGAAAGCGCAUACUCCGCGCACACGUGUCAGAAGCCGAAGACGACACAAAUCACAACCUGCGCAUGUUCUGGGAAGUAGACACGUUUGGCGUCCGCGUCGAGGAAUCACCACCAUACAGCCGCAGCGAACAGAGAGCCUUGGAUGCCUUGGAUAAGUCAUGCCGACUAGUGGAUUCAGGUUACGAGUUAGCGCUCUUGUGGAAACCUGACCGACCUCCAUUACCUAAUAACUACGCCACAGCCUUGAGUCGCCUAGAGUCAGUGGAGCGUCGCCUGCAGAAAGACCCGGAGCUGGCGCAAGGGUAUAAGAAAGCGAUCAGCACGUACGUCGAGAAAGGGUUUGCCUGCAAGCUCUCAGAUGAGGAACGGGUGGAGGAUACAGAGCAAUGGCUGCUACCCCAUCACCCGGUGUUGUCGCCACACAAGCCUCUUCCAAGAGUCGUGUUUGAUUCAGCCGCAGUGCACGAUGGGAUCUGUCUCAACGACUGUCUAGAAGCAGGGCCUAGUCUACAUAACGAUCUACCAGGCGUUUUGAUGCGUUUCCGUGAACGACCUGUAGCGCUCGCGGGUGAUGUGUCAGACAUGUUUUGUCAUGUGCGCUUGCGUACAGAGGACCGCAAGUACCACCGCUAUCUUUGGCGAGAUCUAGAGACGGACAAGCCGCCUGAUGUUUAUGAGAUGAAUUGCCUCGUGUUCGGAGAUAAGUCGUCGCCAUGUGAAUCGAACUUUGCCGUCCAGCGUACGGCUGAAGACAACAAAGAGCAAUGGCCAGACGCCGCCGCCGUAGUCAAGCGCGACAUAUUCGUUGAUUACUUAUACACGUCCUGGGAGGAUGUCGGAGAAGCUGUAAAGCUGCGCGAGGAUGUUACCGCACUUAUGGCUAAAGGGGGAUUUCCCAUGCGUAAGUGGAUGUCGUCGUCUGCCGAGGUGUUAGCUACCGUACCGGAGACAGAGCGAGCCGUCCGUAACGAGGCCCUAGAGAUGUUAGAGCUGCCGCAAGGUCGAGCGCUUGGGGUGCGAUGGGAUCCUCAGUCAGACACCCUCGGCUUUGCAUUUGCACACGUCGAAAGACCCCCCGCAGAAGAAACAAAACGGGGUGUCCUCAAGAAACUAGCGGGAUUGUAUGACCCGUUAGGAUGGGCAAGUCCAUACGUGGUUCGCGCCAAAGUCAUGUUGCAGCGUACAUGGUCACGUGGCAUAGACUGGGAUGAGUUACUACCGUCAGAUCUGCGCUUAGAGUGGAGCAAGGUGGAGGCGGAGAUGGUUGCCCUAAAGUCCUUUGUUGUCCUACGCUACAUUUACCGUCAGCCCAGUAAGUUAAGGAAGAAGCAGUUAGUAGUGUUUUGCGAUGCGUCUGAGGAAGCAUGCGCCGCAGUCGCCUACGUGCGCGCAACGUCGACAGUCGGGGAAGUCACGUGUCAUCUAGUCAUCGCAAAAACGCGCCUCAUGCCGUUGAAGCCGAUCUCAAUCCCGAGAGGGGAGCUAAUGGCGUGUCAGCUAGCCGUACGACUCGCCAAGGCCGCUUGUAUACAGCUCAGUUUGAGUAUGCGAGAGGUGAUCUACCUUUCGGACUCCACUACCGCACUGUGGUGGAUUCGUGGCGAGCCGAGGAAUUUCAAGCCGUUUGUCGCCAACCAUAUAGCUGAGAUCUUGACAGAGAGUGACCCCAUCCAGUGGCACCACGUACGAACGGAGAUGAACAUCGCCGAUGUGGCAACAAGAGGAGCCUCCGCAGGCGACAUACAAGCCAACACAACUUGGAUUGAAGGGCCGGAUUUCCUGAGGUUACCAGUGCACGCUUGGCCGAUAGAUGACGUUCAAACCACUGCACCGCCGUCGGAAAAGUCUGAGAUGCGAAAGAAGGUCCUGAGAGUGCAGCAAGAAGCAGACGCCCCUUUGAUCGACCCUGCUGCGUUUUCCAGUUGGUUAAAGCUGCGCCGAGUUACGGCCUGGAUCCUGCGUUUCCUGUAUAACCUGCGCAACCGAGAUAAGCCCAAGUUGGGAGCACUAAGCAUUGAAGAGUUGAAGACAGAGAAAUUGAGUCGUUGGAGAAGGGACAGCCAGUUCCUCGAGCAAGUCGCAUUGCAAACCUCGACCCACAGCUUGUAG
Molecule: messenger RNA, 2553 nt
Organism: Nematostella vectensis (starlet sea anemone)
Lineage: Eukaryota; Metazoa; Cnidaria; Anthozoa; Actiniaria; Edwardsiidae
Exons: 1
Coding region: 1-2553 (850 amino acids)
Molecular function (GO): nucleic acid binding
Source: RefSeq, a predicted model, not a curated record